Messenger RNA from Polyodon spathula (Mississippi paddlefish), 4736 nucleotides. RefSeq names its product tonsoku-like, DNA repair protein (gene tonsl). The record is from RefSeq and is a predicted model, not a curated record. The transcript has 28 exons. Bases 312 to 4667 code for a protein of 1451 amino acids. Gene Ontology annotation, molecular function: protein binding. Lineage: Eukaryota; Metazoa; Chordata; Actinopteri; Acipenseriformes; Polyodontidae.
UCCAAUGAGACGUGAAAGUGCAAAGAGGGCAGAAUGUUGAUUAGUGCGCGGGUUAAGAAGGAUCACGGGUCGGGAGAAGAAAAAAAAAAACUAAAGCGUAAUGAAAGUUGGUUAGAUCAGAAACUGAACAAUCAAGCAAUGAAGACAUAUAUUUAGAUGUGUAGAUUUUAAUACUCCAAGACUCCACCCUGUGAUUAGCGAAGUGUCUGAGCCUUGACGAGUGUGGAGUGCCGACCCGCUUGUUGCCGCGCUCUGAGUCUGUUUUUAAUUCAUUCUUUCUAGUUGAUUCUUCCCGCAGACCCGAUCCGGAGAUGAGCGGCGCCAGGGAAGUCAAACAGCUGCAGAAAGCAAAGAGCAAAGCUCAGCGUAACAACAACCUUCGAGAGGAAGCCAGUCUGUGCAACCAGCUGGGAGAGAUCCUCGCCAGGAGCGGUAAUUUCCAGGCUGCGAUCGAGGAGCAUCAGCAGGAGUUGCAGCUCUCCGAGUCCUUGCGUGAUGUGAUUGGCUGCGCAAUCGCGAACAGGAAGAUCGGCGAGUGCUUUGCUGAGCUGGGCAACUACGAGGCAGCACUCAAGCACCAGCGGCGGCACCUGGAGUUAGCAUGCUCAGUGAACGAUGAUGCAGAGGAGCAGCGAGCCUGGGCUACCAUUGGCAGGACUUUCCUGUUCCGCUAUGAGGCCGACCAAUCACAGGACAGCUUGAGGGAAGCUGAGGGAGCCUUCAGGAAGAGCCUGUGCAUUGUGGACGAAAGGCUAGAGGGUAAAGUGCUGUCCCGGGAGCUCAGUGAGAUGCGCGCUCGUCUCUACCUGAACCUGGGCUUUGUUUAUGAUGGACUGAAGGACAGCCAGCGAUGUAGUGACUUCAUCCGGAGGAGUGUCUUCAUUGCAGAACAGAACCAGCUGCUGGAGGACCUGUAUCGUGCCAACUUUAACCUGGGCAGCAUCCACUUCCGCAACGGGCAGCACACCAGAGCUGUGCGCUGUCUGGAGCAUGCCAAGGAGUGUGCUCGCAAAAUGAAGGAGAAAUUCUUAGAGAGCGAAUGUUACCACAGCAUUGGACAGGUGUUACUGAACCUUGGUGAUUUUGUGGCUGCCAAGCGUGCUCUGAAGAAAGCCUACACCAUGGGUUCCCAGCAGCCUUCUGAGAGAGGGGCAGUCCGGAGGAACCUCAUGUACGCGAUUAAAGGCUGCCGUCUGGAGGAAGCCCUAGCAGAGCAGUCGGAGAGUGAUGCCCAGGGGAUUGUGGGAAUAACAGAGCAGCUAGGAGACCUCUACUGUAAAGUGGGCUGUUACAGGAAAGCACUGGACUCGUACCAAGCACAGCUGUCUGGUGCUCAGUCCAUGGGGAAGCCUGCGCGAGAGUUAACCGCGAUUCAUGUCUCGCUGGCAGCCACCUACACUGACCUCAAACAGCACAAGAAAGCUGUGGAGCAUUACAGAAAGGAACUGGCGCUCAGAGAGGGGAGCCCUGUAGAGGAGUGCGAGACGUGGCUGAACAUCGCUUUGUCUCUGGAAGAAGAUGGGUGUGUGUUAGAGGAGCUCGAGGGUUGCUACCAGAGUGCUCUAGAGUGUGCACAGCGAGCAGGGCUACCGAAACUGCAGCAUCGGGUGUUGAAGCAGCUUCUGAUAGUACAGCAGAAGCUGGGCUCUCCUGACACAGACAGCACAGUCUCCAGAUUGAAGGACCUCUGUGGGUCGCCGGGCUGGAGUGAUGGAGAGAGCGAAGGAGAGGAGGAGCAUGAGGAAGAAGAGAACAGCGAGGAAUUGGAGGACAGUGACCUGGAGCUGUCGGAAUCUGAGGAGGAGGAGGAGGAUCUUGAUGGGUACCAGAAGGCGGUUCCUGGCAGGAGGAAGGUUAAGCAGUGGAAUCGUCGAAAUGAGAAAGGCGAGACAGUUCUACACCGUGCUUGUAUUGAGGGCAACUUGAAGCAAGUCCAGUGCGUAGUGGAUAAGGGUCACCCGCUGAAUCCCCGGGAUUAUUGUGGCUGGACCCCCCUCCACGAGGCCUGCAAUCACGGGCACCUCGAUAUUGUAGGGUUCCUGCUGGACCGCGGUGCGAAUGUCAAUGACACCGGGGGCCCUCACUGCGAUGGGAUCACACCACUUCAUGACGCCCUCACCUGUGGGAACUUCCAGGUAGCGCAGCUGCUGAUUGAGAGAGGGGCCUCUGGGACAUUGAGGAAUGCCAAGGGUGAGACCCCUCAUGACAGCCUGAGAGAGUGGCUGCGGAUGUAUGGCAAACACCUGGACCAGGAAACCAGGCAAGAGUGCAGAGAAACUGAGAGCCUGCUGAAGAGAGCUGCUUCAGGGAGAGUGCCAGCCCCUCGACCCCCACAGCAGAUGGUCAGUGACUUCCAGGACAGCCAGCUGUUUGAUGCAGAGAACUCGGAGCCCUUGGUCCUGCCCAACUCUCGGGUCGCCACCCCCUGGAGGGGCAGCGACAGCCCCAGCAGCUCUUUCAGUGUGGAAGCAGUACCAUACAGUAGCAGCAGAGGGCGCUCCAGCAGCACUCAGCAGCCACAGCACAGAGACUCUGAGAGUAUGGCACUGGAGCUGGGGGAACAGGCAGAGGGUCAGCUGGGGAGCUGUAGCUCUUCAGAGAGCACGACUGAACCAGACAACCCUAUCAUAAGCCCUCUGCGACCAAUCAGGGGCAAGCGCAGGCUGUUAAGCCCCACCUCCCCAGUUACUCUCCAGCCUGAAAACCCCACAUACCCACAUGCAGCAGAUGAUUUGGACUGGGCCAGUGAGGAUGAGGCAGAUGAAGAUCCUCCAAUCAGGAGUGUGGAUUUACUGGAGUCCCCUGUAUCCAUGAGAGAGGAAUACCAAAGAGCAAUACAAAGCCUGGGCAGUGCCAAGUCACGACUCCUCAUGUCAAACAGCUUAUCAGAGCCUGGCUCCACCCUUGCAAACAUGUUGUCAGCCAGUAGUAAGUCAGCACUGGUGCCAGAGGAGGAGUAUGUGGCAGAUGAUUGGCUGGAGGAUGAUAUUGGUGAGGGUCAGUCCAAGAAGAGGAGGAGAAUUUCUUCUGGGCAGGAAGCCAGACGAGAGGCUGUGAUUCCAGCGAAUUCCACUAGGCAGCAACCUGCCUCUGUUGCUUUACCAGCACCAACCACCAGAGGCUCGGCUAGCCGGGGGCUAUCAAUGAAGAAGGGACGCUCUCGGCAGGUGAAGAUGACACAGCUGUCGGGGAUGGUGGUCCUGGGCAGCCGUCGAUCUGGCAGCCCUCUGCCUUUCACACAGGAGGAGCAGAGCAGCUCCUUGACACAGACUCCAGUUCAGCACCAUCUCCAGGCUGUGGCUCCAGCUCUCCCUGCACCAAUCAGAGUGCGGGUCAGAGUUCAGGACAACAUCUUCCUCAUUCCUAUUCCGCACAGUGAGGCUGAGACGUGCACAGUGUCCUGGCUGGCUGAGCAGGCAGCUCAGCGCUAUUACCAGGCCUGUGGUUUGCACCCUCACCUCUCCCUGCAGAAAGAGGGCGCUCUUCUGGCUCCACAGGACAUGAUUGUGCAUGUGCUGCACAGCAAUGAGGAGGUUCUGGCUGAAGUUCGCUCAUGGGAUCUGCCCCCUCUAUUGGAUCGGUACCGGAAAGCCUGUCAGAGUCUCUCUGUAGAUGAGAACCGCACGCUCAGCAGGCUGUGUGAGCUCCAGGAUGGCAGCCCCUGCCUCUCUGCCUCUCAUCUUAGUCUCCAGCCUCGCUGCAUUGCUCCUUUGCUGCGCUGCCUCAAGCUGCAGGCCUGCCUCAAGGAGCUCCGGCUGCCUGGAAACCGUCUCCACGACAACCUCAUGGGUGAGCUCAUCGCCACGGCAACCACCAUGCCGAAUCUUCGCAUUCUGGACCUCUCGGCCAAUCACAUCACAGGGGAGGGGCUAAAGCAAGCCUGUGUUGCACUGGAGGGGCAGAGCCAAACAGUCUUCCCGAGUCUGGAGGAGCUGGAUCUUAGCCUGAAUCUCCUGGGGGACAGUAUCUCCCAGUCCCUGGCUUCCCUGGUGUUAGCCUGCCCCCUGCUGGCCACUCUGAGGCUGCAGGGCUGCGGACUAAGUGCCUGUUUCCUGCAGCAGCAUCGCCCACUGCUGGCCAGUGCACUCACAGGGACUGGUCACCUGAAGACUGUCUGUCUCUCCCACAAUGCUCUGGGCUCGAUGGGGGUGGAGCUGGUUUUGAGGACCAUGCCUCCUAACUCCCUGACUUGUCUCGAAUUGUCUGCCAUUCGCCUGGGACCAGCGGACCAUCCAAUCAUGGAUCACCUGAUCGCUUACCUGUCUCGGGAGGGCUGUUGCCUGACUCACCUAAGCCUGGCUGGGAAUGGAUUGACUGACUCUGAUGUCUGCACACUUGCCAGGUGUCUUCCGGUGUGUCCCUCACUAGUGUCUCUUGACCUAUCUGGAAAUCCUGGAGUUACUACUGCAGGACUGGAGACACUGUUGUGUGUCCUUAAAGAGGGGCAGUGCACACUGCAAUCACUGAACCUAGCAGGCUGCCUGGUUUCGGGUCCCUGGGACAGAGUUUCUCUGGACAGUCUGUCCUCUUGUCUGCAGGAGCUGCGUCUCUGUUCACGGAGGCUCAACAAGCUGGACAAGGAGGCUCUGGUGUGGGACAGGAGACCGGGUCUGAUCAGUGUAAUGUCACGGCACAACAAGUGUUUCAUUAGGACAGCAGAUUCCUGAGCCCCGUCUCAGCCUGUGGGUGUCUGUCAACAGUGUGUCCCUCUGUGUGUUUGUGUUUCAAUUUCAAAA